This is a messenger RNA of Cuscuta europaea, 1728 nucleotides long. The record is from the annotation of a GenBank genome assembly. Lineage: Eukaryota; Viridiplantae; Streptophyta; Magnoliopsida; Solanales; Convolvulaceae.
GUAAAGACGCUCUAUCAUGAGAACCCAUCGAGACGGAGGUAGCGAUUACUCAAAUUUGUAGUCACUCUUUAUGCAAUGUCAACCCUUUGAUGUUCUUAGGAUCAACAGUACACCGAAAGUCUCGAAGGUGGGUGAUGGUUCAAAGCGUACACCGCUGAGCACCGAAUAUAUACUGCAAGUCACCCACUAUAUAAACUGGCGUUCGUCGCUCAAAAUCCUCCCGCUUUCUCUGUUAAGAUCAGUGCGCCUCGUCCUGCUCCAUUAGUCUCUCUAAGGCGCCCGCUGAGGCGAGUUCAGCACAGGAGAUAGUUAAAGAGCAGAAUGGCAGACAUGUCUUAUUACCCCACUGUUGUUCAGAAGGUAGCCAGCCAACUUCAACUGAGCUCAAGUCAUUUCCAAGAUGCCCAAGCUCGCUAUGGGGCAUUACCCAGGCCUACUUUGUAUUCAAUGCAUGGAAACUACAACAAUGCAUGUAUGAAACAGUGCCAAACUGGCAUGGAUCUUUCAUCAAUUAGUGCGAAUGCUUCACCAGUGUUUGUGCAAGCUCCUGCAGAGAAAGGAUUUGCUAGUUUUGCAAUUGACUUUCUCAUGGGUGGUGUUUCUGCUGCUGUCUCCAAGACUGCAGCUGCCCCUAUUGAACGUGUUAAAUUGUUGAUUCAAAACCAGGAUGAAAUGAUUAAGUCUGGUAGGCUCGCUGAACCUUACAAGGGUAUUGGUGACUGCUUCAGCCGAACCAUCAAGGAUGAAGGAUUUGUUGCACUAUGGAGAGGAAACACUGCCAAUGUUAUCCGUUACUUCCCCACACAGGCCUUGAACUUCGCAUUCAAGGAUUACUUCAAGAGGCUCUUUAACUUCAAGAAGGACCGCGAUGGCUACUGGAAAUGGUUUGCUGGAAAUCUUGCUUCAGGUGGUGCUGCUGGGGCUUCAUCAUUACUUUUUGUGUACUCAUUGGACUAUGCCCGUACCCGUUUGGCUAAUGAUGCCAAGGCUGCAAAGAAGGGAGGUGAGAGGCAGUUCAAUGGGUUGGUUGAUGUCUACAAGAAGACACUUGCCACUGAUGGUGUUGCUGGACUUUACCGUGGAUUCAAUAUAUCUUGCGUUGGAAUUAUUGUCUAUCGUGGUCUGUACUUUGGGCUAUAUGACUCCAUCAAGCCAGUUGUUUUGACAGGAAGCUUAGAGGAUAGUUUCUUUGCUAGCUUUGGUCUUGGUUGGCUCAUUACAAACGGUGCCGGGCUUGCAUCUUACCCAAUAGAUACAGUUCGUAGAAGAAUGAUGAUGACAUCUGGUGAGGCAGUCAAGUAUAAGAGUUCUCUUGAUGCAUUCUCUCAGAUCCUAAAGAACGAGGGAGCCAAAUCUCUGUUCAAGGGUGCUGGUGCUAACAUUCUGCGAGCUGUUGCUGGUGCUGGUGUAUUGGCCGGAUAUGACAAGCUUCAGCUUAUUGUGUUCGGAAAGAAGUAUGGUUCCGGUGGGGCAUAAUAAGCUCCUACACAUUGUUUUUGCAAUGUCCACUAGAUGGUGAUGAUAAAAGUGAGUUUUAAAAUUCAUUCAGGCUAUACAAUUUUAAUUUAUGUUUGUGUAAUAAUUUGAAUUUUGGACGUGCUUGUGAACCCAAACAUCUGCACGCAACACCUCCUUUCUAUGUGAGGGUGAUUUAUUUUUGAUGACUUGAGAAAACUUAAAUAUUACGUUAUUGUCAUGCCCACGGUCUUAAUUUGAUUUCCAAAUUUG